AAUUGAUCACGUGACUCAACUAAGCAACAAACCGUGGUCGUAUAAACACAUUCUGCUCUGUUUCAGCUCAGAUUUAGCCUCUGAAAUUUUGAAUAUCAAGAAGAGACAGUGUUUCCAAGAUGCCUGCCAAGAAAGAGGCAGUUGCUCUACAGAGGGCGGUGACUAACCAGGAGCAAUGGGAUGAUCUCAUGGUUGGUGAAGGUCUAUUUGUUAUUGACGUGUACCAGCGAUGGUGUGGUCCCUGCACUGCCGUCGUCAGCCUCUUCAAACGCCUGAAGAAUGAAAUUGGAGAUGACUUGCUCAAGUUUGUUAUUGCCGAAGCUGACAGCAUCGAGAAUCUGGAGAAGUACCGUGGUCACUGCGAGCCAUGCUUUUUGUUCUACGGCAGCGGUCAGCUUGUGGACGUGGUCCGAGGGGCCAAUGGACCGGGUCUCAACAAGUCUAUCACUUCCCAGCUGGCCGCUGAGCACAGAGUCUUGGAAGAGGGUGCUGAACGCAAAGUGAUCAAAGAUCCACUGAUGGCUGCCAUGGAGGCUAAGGAACAGGCAGCGGCCGAGGCGGAUGCUGCAGAGCAACGCAAACUGGACGAAGAGGCUCAGAUAGGGGGAAUACUCUGUGGGGAGGAGAAAUGUGAGGAUGUCUCCAUUAGGCCAGUCAGUGAGAACACCCUCCAGCUAAUGGUUACUGGUGUACAGGGACAGAUCAGUAGGGCUAGAACAGAACCUGUGCCCAAGCAAGUUACUGUUGUCUUGGUAAAACCAGACGCUGUCAGAGAAGGAAAGGUGGAAGAAAUUAUCCAAAAGUUGUUAGAAAAUGGCCUGGAGGUGUUGGCUCAAGAAGAGAAGACAUUAUCAGUGGAAGAGGCGAGGGACUUCUACAAGGAACACGAAGAAGAGGAGCACUUUGAUUCACUCGUGCAGUUCAUGUCAAGCGGGCCAAGUCACAUCCUUGUGUUAACCAAAGGUGACACUGGUGAAGGGGUGGUACAUGAAGUACGUGCUCUGAUUGGACCAAAGGAUGUACAGGUUGCCAAAGAAGAAGCUCCAGAAAGUUUGCGUGCUCUGUACGGAACGGACACAACAAUGAAUGCUCUUCAUGGAGCAGACUCUGGAGAACGUGCAGCAAGAGAGUUAUCAUUUUUCUUCCCCAACUUUGCCGUUCCCAUCGUGCCUGGUACGGGACCACCUCCCCAAGUCCAGAAAACUCUGGCCCUCAUCAGACCAGAUGCUCUCAAGGAACACAAAGAUGCCAUCUUUGAGAAGAUCAAAGCCUCAGGUUUUGAGGUCUGCCUCCAGAAGGAGAUCCAGCUGUCAGCGGAGCAGGCCAAGGAGUUCUACAAACAGCAAGCAGGACAGCCUCACUUUGAGGAGCUCAUCAGUCACAUGACAUCGGGUCCUGUUCUGGCUCUGGGUCUAGCCAAGGAGGAAGCAAUCCAGAAUUGGAGAAAUAUGCUGGGACCCAAGGAGGUAGAGGUAGCGAAGCAGGAGGCUCCCGAUAGUUUGCGUGCUCAGUUCAGCCUUCCUGAUGCCACAAUCAACUGUGUUCACGGCAGCGAUUCGGCAGAGUCAGCCCAGAAAGAACUCAAUUACUUCUUCCCGACAGAGCACACGUUAGCCAUCAUCAAACCUGACGCUGCAGUCGAACACAAAGAUGCCAUCAUUGAGAAGAUUCAUGAAGCUGGCUUCAACAUCGCCUGUCAGAAGAACGUGGAGCUGGACAGGGAGCUAGCCGAGCAACUCUACAAGGAGCACGAAGGCAAAGAGUUCUUUGACAGUCUGCUGGAUCACAUGACAAGUGGCCCCUCAAUGAUCAUGGUGUUAUCGCGAGAGGACGCGGUAGAAGGCUGGCGUACCGUCAUGGGUCCCACCGACCCAGAGCUAGCUAAGGAGCAGGCCCCGGAGUCCCUACGGGCCCUGCUAGGCAAGGAUGUGCUUCAAAACGCCAUCCAUGGCAGCUCCAAUCAGGAGCAUGCUAAGGAGAAGAUACAGAGGUUCUUCCCGGAGGUUGAGAUUGGAACAGACGGUUCCAUCGCAGACAUGGAUGUGGACAUGGCUGACACUGUUCCCGACGAUACGACACAAGACCAAGAUGAAAUGAAUAAAACUUCCGAUGAACAGGAGGAUGAGAAAGCUGCAGAUGAAGGUGGUGAAGGACAGGAAGAGGCAGCAGAAUCAGCGGCAACAGAGGACACCCCACAGGAAGGUCAAGAACCCCAGGGUGGGGAAGAUGAGCAAGCCCCAGGGGAAGGGGAGGGUGAACAAACUGAGGGCGGGGAAACAGAUGCACCCCCUGUCCCAGAGGGGGAGGCGGUGGGGGAGGGCGAAAGGGAGGGUGGGGAAGAGAAAGACAGUGCACAGGUUGAAGAGGGUGGUGAAGAAAAACCUUCAGUGGAGGAAAGUAAGGAUGAACAAACAGCUGAUGAAACAGCCAAUCAGGCGGAGGGACAGGAAGCACAACCAACCGAAGAAAUCCAGGAAGAAACACCGCCAGAUGGUGAACAGACAGAGGCGACAGAACCCACGGCAGAUGGGGGUGGGGAACCCCAGACACAGGAGGAACCAGCAACCGAACCUGUACCAGAGGAGGGUCAACAACAAGAGGAACAGCCUGAGGCUGAUCAAGCAGUUGGUGAAGCUACUGAAGGGGAUAAGACUGAAGAGCCAGCAACAGAACAGGCACCAGCGACAGAAGACGCACCCACCGCGGAAGACACACCUGCUGCGGAGGACACGCCCACUGCGGAUGACACACCUGCUGCGGAUGAUACACCCGCUGCGGAUGACACACCCGCUGCGGAUGACACACCCGCUGCGGAUGACACACCCGCUGCGGAUGACACACCCGCUGCGGAUGACACACCCGCUGCGGAUGACACACCCGCUGCAGAUGACACACCCACUGUAGAGGAGCAACAGGCAGCCGAAGAGAAACCGGCCGAGGAGCCAUCUGAAGAGGCGCAGCAAGAAGCUGAUGAAAAACCAAACGAAGAAGCGGCAGCGGAACAAGAAGCUGCUCCCACAGAGGGAGAACAAAAAGAGGAACAGCCUCCAGAGGGUGGAGAUGAACAGAAGGAAGAGCCUGCAGCAGAGGGUGGAGAGGAACAAAAGGAAGAGCCAGCAGCAGAGGGAGGGGAAGAAAAGAAGGAAGAGCCAGCAGAAGCAUAAUUUCAUUUGGGACAAAAUAAAAACUUGAGGGACAUUGGGAUAGUGACUUGAACUAUUUUUUGGAGUCAAAAAUAUUCUAGUCACCUUUCAUUCAUGACAACUUCCGUCCAUAAAAUGUUGUCUUUAAUUUGAAACAAGUAGAGGGGUUAUGUUAGCUCUAUUUUCCAAAUCUACAACUAGUGUUUCCGAUAUAUAAUCACCACAUGAGAUUGUAGAUCACAGGCAGAAGAUGAAAGAAGUUGUCCAUAUUUCCUUGUAAAAAUGAGUGGUAUUAAAACUUCUGUUUACAGCUAUAGUUUGUCUUGAAUUUAAUAUCUACACAACAUUGACUGGGCCCAAUUCGAUGGCUCUGCUAACCACAGAAUUCUGCACAGCAGACACCAUUUUGUGCUAAUAGCAGUAUCGGAAAAAAAUAUGCUCUAAUCCUGUAAUUGGAAUCAUUAAGAACGCAUGCGCAGAAGUCAAAAUUCCUCGCUUACCCAUGAAAUAUGCUUACCAUAAGCUACUGCUACAGUAAGCAGGGAUUUUUCGCAAAUGGUAAGAAGAGCCAUAAAAUUGGGCCCUGGUUUAUCAGAUCAGACUCAUAACAAAUGUGCAUUGUACAAAUGUUACGUUGAUUUGACAAUGUUUAUUUUGUUUUCUGUUUUCAAAUGGAAUAUGUAAAUAUUGAACAAUUAUCUUCUUUUUUUCCUUUUUUUUACCAUGUUUACAGGUGCUCUUUUUUUUUUUACAUCUUCACAGGUGUUUGAAUAUAAUAUACAUGUACAUGUAACUUCAACACUCAAAACAUUUUAUAAAAACUUUAUAAGAUGGGAUUUACGCAGGGGAGAUGUAAAUUUUAUAAUGGGUUUUUCCUUAUUAAAUUAACAAGAUUUGCUUUUACAAAAGUAAUAGUAUUACUUGUGAAUGACAUACUAAAGAAAAUGUUCCGUCCACAGAAGUUUGAAUUGUGCCUUAAUACCUUUUUGUUGCUUGAAAAUGUUUAAAUAUU
Messenger RNA from Patiria miniata (bat star), 4155 nucleotides. Its product is annotated as thioredoxin domain-containing protein 3 homolog. The transcript is spliced from 24 exons. Lineage: Eukaryota; Metazoa; Echinodermata; Asteroidea; Valvatida; Asterinidae. The coding region runs from base 120 to 3164 and encodes 1014 amino acids. Gene Ontology annotation, molecular function: nucleoside diphosphate kinase activity. The record is from RefSeq and is a predicted model, not a curated record. Gene Ontology annotation, biological process: CTP biosynthetic process; GTP biosynthetic process; UTP biosynthetic process.